AUGGAACCCAGGGAUGAAGCCCCGGGCAUACCAUCUGUCGCGCCGGAUGUCAUGUGCCUAGAUGGCCACCUAUUCCACAUCAACUACGAUGUUCCAGAGAAGAUUACCCAGCAACUGGAGGAACUAUACGACCGGGAUGCAAAGUAUGAGGAGAUCCCGGAGCACCUGAAAGCAUACGAAACCGAAAUGGAAGACUCGGAUGUGGAAGAGGCAAAAGAGCUAGCACGGCUGUCGGAAAAUCCUCCAAACAAUGAGGGAUCGGAGCUGUAA
Messenger RNA from Aspergillus thermomutatus, 270 nucleotides. RefSeq lists its product as uncharacterized. The transcript has a single exon. NCBI's taxonomy places the organism in Eukaryota, Fungi, Ascomycota, Eurotiomycetes, Eurotiales, Aspergillaceae. The record is from RefSeq and is a predicted model, not a curated record. The coding region runs from base 1 to 270 and encodes 89 amino acids.